GAUUUGUAGAUGAAGCGAAGAGGCGACUGAAAGUUGCUGGAUAUGAGCAAAUUUUUGAAAAAGGGGAUUGGAAUUUACAGCCUGGAAAGAAGUAUUUAUUCACAAGAAAUUACUCCACUAUUGUCGCUACGCCAUUUCUUCGCAAAUUGAUUUGCUGAACACAUGGCUCUACGAACCCUCGCGAUUGCUAAAACCCUAGGUGCGAUAUCCAAGUUUCAACAACAUGUGCGUGGAUUGCAGACGUUCACACUUCCCGAUCUUUCCUACGAUUAUGGCGCACUGGAGCUGGCGAUUAGCGGAGAGAUCAUGCAACUGCAUCACCAGAAACAGCACCAGACUUGCAUAAGAAACUACAAUAAAGCUAUCAAGCAGCUCGAUGAUGCUAUCACCAAGGGAGAUGCUUCAACUGCUGUCAAAUUGCAUAUUGCUAUUAAGUUUAAUGUCGGAGGUCAUGUAAAUCACUCAAUUUUCUGGAAGAAUCUCGCUCCCACCAAUGAAGGAGGUGGCGUGCCACCACAUGGUUCUUUGGGCUUGGCUAUCAACCAGAGCUUUAGUUCUGUGGAAAAAUUGAUUGCUAAAAUGAACGCAGAAGGCGCUGCUGUGCAAGGUCCAAGUUUGGUUCCUCUGCUUGGCAUAGAUGUUUGGGAGCAUGUAUACUACUUACAGUAUAAAAAUGUCAGGCCCGAUUACUUAAAGAACAUCUGGAAGGUGAUCAACUGGAAAUAUGCAAGUGAGGUGGAGGGGCAAAUCAUCUACUUAGAACCUCAUGAGACUACAAUGGUUAUUGACUUUUGUAUUCAUCUACUUCAACUUUACUCUUCUCAUAACAUUAGCAAGGACCUAGAUGCAUUCACUGCAGCUAUUGUUGUGAGUAUUGCCUUCUCUUUCAUUCCUGCUUCGUUAGUUGUUGCUAUUAUGAAGGCAGGCCACUCUCCAAUUGUAUUUUCACAUAAUUGA
Lactuca saligna is the source of this 957-nucleotide messenger RNA. NCBI's taxonomy places the organism in Eukaryota, Viridiplantae, Streptophyta, Magnoliopsida, Asterales, Asteraceae. The record is from the annotation of a GenBank genome assembly.